Molecule: messenger RNA, 1398 nt
Organism: Aegilops tauschii subsp. strangulata
Lineage: Eukaryota; Viridiplantae; Streptophyta; Magnoliopsida; Poales; Poaceae
Product: protein TAB2 homolog, chloroplastic
Molecular function (GO): RNA binding
Source: RefSeq, a predicted model, not a curated record
CCGAUUUGCUUCUCCUUGUCCUUGUGUGAACUCAACUGGCGCCGCGACCAACGUUAGCUUCUGUGUGUGGCCGUGGAGGGGCGCGCGCCAUGACGACCGCCACUGCCAUCGUCGCCGGCCACGGCAUCGCCUUCCGCCGGAGCCUCCACCUGCCCAACCCGCCGGGGAAGCCCUCCUUCUCCGUCGCGCGGCCCCACGCGCACAAUCGCCUCUUAGUCCCGGCCACGCCGUCGCCGAGGCCGUGCCGGUCCAUCUCCUCGGAGAGCCCCACGGCCGCCGAGGCGGACACCGCGGAGGAGCCAGCCGAGGAGAACGAGGAGGAUGAUGUGGACCCGCUGGCGGAGGUGUGCUACCUGGACCCGGACGCGGACGCGGAGGGGAUCCGGGAGUGGGAGGUGGACUUCUGCUCGCGGCCCAUCCUGGACGCCAGGGGCAAGAAGGUGUGGGAGCUGGUGGUGUGCGACGCGACGCUGUCGCUCCAGUUCACCCGCUUCUUCCCCAACACCUCCAUCAACAGCGUGACGCUCCGGGACGCGCUCGCCUCCGUGGCCUCCUCCCUCGGCGUGCCGCUCCCGGACCGCGCGCGCUUCUUCCGGUCGCAGAUGCAGACCAUCAUCUCCCGCGCCUGCAACGACCUCGGGGUCAAGGCCGUGCCCAGCCGCCGCUGCGUCUCCCUGCUGCUCUGGCUGGAGGAGCGCUACGAGACCGUCUACAGCCGCCACCCCGGCUUCCAGAAGGGCACCAAGCCGCUGCUCACGCUCGACAACCCCUUCGCCACCAACCUGCCCGACAACCUCUUCGGCGACAAGUGGGCAUUCGUGCAGCUCCCCUUCGACGAUGUGAGGGAGGAGGUGGAGUUGCUGGAGAGGAGGUACGCGUUCGGGGCGGGGCUCGAUUUGGACCUCUUGGGGUUCGAGCUCGAUGAAACCACGCUAGUCCCUGGGGUUGCCGUAGAAUCUUCGCGCGCCAAGCCUCUGGCGGCUUGGAUGAAUGGGUUAGAGAUUUGUUCAAUGGAGGUUGACACCGGCAGAGCGAACCUGAUCCUGUCAGCCGGGGUUUCUACCAGAUACGUCUACGCCGGCUACCAGAAGAGCGCCGCGACGACGCAGGAGGCAGAAGCGUGGGAGGCGGCCAAGAAGGCCUGCGGCGGCCUGCACUUCCUGGCCAUCCAAGAGAACCUCAACUCCGAUAGUUGCGUGGGUUUCUGGCUCCUGCUGGACCUGCCGCCACCGCCUGUAUGAUCUGGGUAGCGCGUGUGUUGUGACUUCCACUGAAAUCACUGUAGUAUGUGUAGUGCCAAUCAGAUUUUGCAGUACAAGGUGAUUUCAUUUUAGCUCGUUGAUUACUGCACAGAGGUGUACUUUAUGGAAAGAAAGGAGAGGAAAGGUCAUACUUUAA